Molecule: messenger RNA, 5102 nt
Organism: Fukomys damarensis (Damara mole-rat)
Lineage: Eukaryota; Metazoa; Chordata; Mammalia; Rodentia; Bathyergidae
Gene: Arap1
Product: ArfGAP with RhoGAP domain, ankyrin repeat and PH domain 1
Exons: 36
Coding region: 150-4691 (1513 amino acids)
Biological process (GO): signal transduction; positive regulation of GTPase activity
Cellular component (GO): cytoplasmic vesicle; plasma membrane; trans-Golgi network
Molecular function (GO): GTPase activator activity; protein binding; phosphatidylinositol-3,4,5-trisphosphate binding
Source: RefSeq, a predicted model, not a curated record
CCUCAGCCUCCCAAGUGCUGGGAUUAUAGGUGUGUGCCACCAUCCAGGUUGGGAUCAAUUUUGAAGUCUCCUGCUUGCUCUUUGGGGCCGGUCAGGAGCUCGCUGGAUACCUCCUUGACUUUGGUGGACAGAGGCAGCCAUGUCCUCUGAUGCCCCUGCAGGAGACUUGCUUUGGCCUCAGCUAUGAAGAGAAGUCUUUCAGAGUAGCUGCAGCCUCUGGGAGGAGCCGGCGCCCUGGACAGCCCAGCUGGCCUGACUGGACCCUGCUGGUGGGAACCAUGGCAGAGGGUGGGGACGCUGCACUGUCGGUGGCUGAGUGGCUGCAGGCGUUGCACCUGGAGCAGUACAGCGGGCUCUUCGAGCAGCACGGAAUGAUGUGGGCCACUGACUGCCAAGGCCUCAGCGAUGCCCGCUUGGUGGACAUGGGCAUGCUACUCCCUGGCCAUCGCCGCCGCAUCCUGGCCGGCCUGCUCCGCGCCCACGCUCCCCCCAUCCCUGCACCCCGCCCUGCCCCAAGGCCUGUACCCAAGAAGCGUCAUGUCUUCCGCUCAGCACCUGCGCCCACCACUCCACCGGAGCCCCUGCCGGUGGCUGGAGAGGACGAGGGGCUACCCACUGCCCCACCCAUCCCACCCCGGAGGAGCUGCCACCCUCCAGCCUGCUUCACUGUCCCUUCCAUGGGUGUCCCAUCCAUGGCCACCCCAUCUGUGACCGCCUCACCAACAGCUGCUCCAGACCCCGUGCUGCCCCCACUGCCCGCCAAGCGACAUUUGGUGGAGCCGAGUGUUCCGCCUGUGCCUCCUCGCAUCGGACCCUCACGCCUGCUGGUGAGUCUUCCCUCCAAGGAGGAGGAGUUAUUGCUGCCACCACCACUGUCAUCCCCUCCCCAGCUAGAGCCCAAGGAGCCACCAUCCAUCCUCCCCCGGGGGCUGCUCUGCCCCCCAGAGAUUCCUCCGAAGCCCUUCCGCCUGCCCCCGGAAUUUGAUGACUCUGACUAUGAUGAGGCCCCAGAGGAGGGGCCAAGGGCCCCUGCCAGUGUGAUGACCAAGAAGGAGGACCCCCCACCGAACCGAGUCCCUCGGGCUGUGCGUGUGGCCAGUCUGCUGAGUGAGGGGGAGGAACUGUCCGGGGACGACGAGGAUGAGGAUGACCGUGUCUACAAGGGCGUCCCCAAUGGUGGAUGGCACAGCAGCAGCCUGAGCUCUCCCCUGCCCAGCCUGGUCCCCGAGCUCGCGCCGCACCCCAUGGAUGAGCUGCCUGGGGGCUCCCCCCCCAUCACACCGGUUAUCAAGGCUGGCUGGCUAUAUAAGAACCCGCCGCAGGGGUCUUAUAUCUAUCAGAAGCGAUGGGUGAGACUGGAUGUUGAUCACCUGCGAUACUUUGACAGUAACAAGGAUGCCUACUCUAAGCGCUUUAUCUCUGUGGCCUGCAUCUCUCGGGUGACUGCCAUUGGAGACCAGAAGUUCGAAGUGAUCACAAACAACCGGACCUUUACCUUCCGGGCAGAGAGUGAUGUGGAGCGGAAGGAGUGGAUGCAGUCUUUGCAGCGGGCAGUGGCUGAGCAGCGCACCCGGGGCCAGCAGUCUGGUGCCUACCUGGUGGGAGUUCGAGGCUUAGAGCAACCCGACUGCGCCGGCAACCUGGAGCUGCGUGGCUUCAAGAAUAAGCUAUAUGUGGCUGUGGUGGGGCACAAAGUGCAGCUCUAUAAGAAUGUGGAGGAGUACCACCUGGGCAUUGGCAUCACCUUCAUCGACAUGAGUGUGGGCAACGUGAAGGAAGCUGACCGGCGCAGCUUUGACCUUACGACACCCUACCGCAUCUUCAGCUUCUCCGCAGACACAGACCUAGAGAAGGAGCAGUGGCUGGAGGCCAUGCAGGGAGCCAUUGCUGAAGCUCUGUCCACCUCGGAGGUAGCUGAACGCAUCUGGGCCGCAGCCCCCAACAGAUUCUGUGCUGAUUGCGGGGCUGCCCAGCCUGACUGGGCCUCCAUCAACCUCUGCAUCGUCAUCUGCAAGCGCUGUGCAGGGGAGCACCGCGGCCUGGGUGCUGGCAUCUCCAAGGUUCGGAGCCUGAAGAUGGACAAGAGGGUGUGGACAGAAACCCUCAUCAAGCUCUUCUUACAGCUGGGCAAUGGUGCGGGGAACCGCUUCUGGGCAGCCAACGUGCCCCCCAGCGAGGCCCUGCAGCCCAGCAGCAGCCCGGAAGCCCGUCGGCACCACCUGGAGGCCAAGUACAGGGAGGGCAAGUACCGCCGCUACCACCCACUCUUUGGCAACCAGGAAGAGCUGGACAAGGCCCUGUGUGCUGCAGUCACAACCACAGACCUGGCUGAGACCCAGGCUCUCCUGGGCUGUGGGGCUGGGGUCAACUGCUUCUCAGGGGACCCUGAGGCCCCCACACCCCUGGCUCUUGCCGAGCAGGCUGGGCAGACACUGCAGAUGGAAUUCCUUCGAAACAACCAGACCACGGCCAGCAUGCAGCCUCUCCCACCCCCUCACUCCAAAGAGGUCCCUCGGCUGGACUCCGUGAAGCCCUUCGAAAAGCACUACUCAGUUGUCCGGCCAACCGUGAGCCAUAGUGGCUUCCUCUACAAGACUGCUUCUGCUGGCAAGCUGCUGCAGGACCGCCGGGCACGGGAAGAGUUCAGCCGACGCUGGUGUGUCCUCAGUGAUGGGGUUCUGAGCUACUACGAGAAUGAGCGGGCAGUGACACCCAAUGGGGAGAUUCGGGCCAGCGAGAUUGUGUGCCUGGCAGUGCCCUCUCCAGACUCUCAUGGCUUUGAGCACACCUUUGAGGUGUAUACAGAGGGAGAACGGCUGUACCUGUUUGGGCUGGAGAGUUUGGAGCUGGCUCGUGAGUGGGUCAAGUGCAUUGCCAAGGCAUUUGUGCCUCCCCUAGCUGAGGACCUGCUGGCCCAGGACUUUGAACGACUUGGGCGCCUACCAUACAAAGCUGGCCUGAGCCUCCAGCGGGCCCAGGAAGGCUGGUUUGCUCUGACUGGCUCUGAGCUACGUGUCGUCUUCCCAGAGGGACCCUGUGAAGAGCCGCUGCAGCUCCGGAGACUGCAGGAACUUUCUGUUCAAGGGGACAGUGAGAGCCAGGUGCUGGUGCUGGUGGAGCGAAGGAGGACACUGUACAUCCAGGGGGAACGGCGGCUAGACUUCAUGGGUUGGCUGGGGGCCAUCCAGAAAGCAGCAGCCAGCUUGGGGGACACCCUGUCUGAGCAGCAGCUUGGGGACUCAGACAUCCCAGUGAUUGUGUACCGCUGUGUGGACUACAUCACGCAGUGCGGCCUGACCUCCGAGGGUAUCUACCGCAAGUGUGGGCAGACAUCGAAGACCCAACGGCUACUGGAGAGUCUACGGCAGGAUGCCCGCUCUGUGCACCUCAAGGAGGGCGAGCAGCACGUUGAUGAUGUUUCCUCUGCACUCAAACGCUUUCUGCGGGACCUGCCAGAUGGGCUCUUCACUCGUGCCCAGCGCCUAGCCUGGCUGGAGGCCUCAGAGAUUGAAGAUGAGGAGGAGAAGGUCUCCAGGUACCAAGAACUCCUGGUGCAUCUGCCCCCUGUCAACCGGGCCACAGUGAAGGCCCUUAUCAGCCACCUGUACUGUGUCCAGUGCUUCUCUGACACGAACCAGAUGAACACACACAACCUGGCUAUUGUGUUUGGGCCCACGCUCUUCCAGACAGAUGGGCAGGACUACAAGGCUGGCCGGGUGGUAGAAGACCUCAUUGGCCACUAUGUGGUGGUGUUUAGUGUGGACGAGGAGGAGCUGAGGAAGCAACGGGAGGAGGUCACUGCCAUUGUGAAGAUGCGAGUGGCUGGCACUGCCAGUGGGACCCAGCAUGCUGGUGACUUCAUCUGCACAGUCUACCUGGAAGAGAAGAAGGCAGAAAGUGAACAGCAUGUCAAGAUCCCAGCAUCCAUGACAUCUGAGGAACUUAUCCUGGAGAUCCUGGACCGCCGCAAUGUGGGCAUUAGGGAGAAGGACUAUUGGACUUGCUUUGAGGUCAAUGAGAAGGAGGAGGCAGAGCGCCCACUGCACUUUGCAGAGAAGGUGUUGCCUAUCCUGCAUGGGCUGGGCACAGACAGCCACCUGGUGGUGAAGAAGCACCAGUCCAUGGAGGCCAUGCUGCUGUACCUGGCCAGCCGUGUGGGUGACACCAAACAUGGCAUGAUGAAGUUUCGCGAGGACCGAAGCCUCUUGGGUCUGGGGCUGCCCUCAGGCGGCUUCCACGAUCGCUACUUCAUCCUCAACAGCAGCUGUCUGCGGCUCUACAAGGAGGUCCGGAGCCAGAGGCCGAGGAGCGGGGCCCCUGAGACAAGUCACCGGCCUGAGAAGGAAUGGCCUGUCAGGAGUCUCAAAGUCUACCUGGGCAUAAAGAAGAAACUCCGUCCACCUACUUGCUGGGGCUUCACGGUGGUGCAUGAGACAGAGAAGCAUGAGAAGCAGCAGUGGUACCUUUGCUGUGACACACAGAUGGAGCUCCGGGAGUGGUUCGCCACCUUCCUCUUUGUACAGCACGAUGGCCUGGUGUGGCCCUCAGAGCCCUCUCGUGUGUCCCGGGCAGUGCCUGAGGUCCGGCUGGGCAGCGUGUCACUCAUCCCCCUGCGUGGCAGUGAAAAUGAAAUGCGCCGGAGCGUGGCAGCCUUCACUGCAGACCCUCUUUCUGUCCUUCGAAAUGUCUGAGCACUGGAGCCAGCCUGGCUCCGGGUCUCUGCUGCUGUGACCGUGACCAGCCACGUCCGACCAUGACCAACCAUGACCAGGAAGCCUUCCUGUGCAGACACCCUCAUGCCCUGUGUGCCUGGUGUGAGCCAGCAGGGGGCACAUGAGGAAGCUGUACCUCACAUCCUACAUCCUGACUGCAACAUGGGGCUCUUUGACUGGGGUUGAGGGCAGCAGGGCAGCCCCUCCUGGUACUCCAGGUGCCUAGCACCCCACCCCCCGCUGGCCUGCUCACCCUGAGUUCGUGGGCUUGGAGAGAUGAACACAAGCUCUGGAGGACAUCAUUCUUCUAGAGGCUGGAGGCCUUCGGGCCCCGCUGGAAGGGAGCCCGCCCCCUGCCACAAAGCCCAGAGCAGCAAAAAGCAGGGGCUG